Molecule: messenger RNA, 978 nt
Organism: Portunus trituberculatus (swimming crab)
Lineage: Eukaryota; Metazoa; Arthropoda; Malacostraca; Decapoda; Portunidae
Exons: 7
Coding region: 109-825 (238 amino acids)
Source: RefSeq, a predicted model, not a curated record
UUUCUUAACAUAAUAUCAAUAGUAAUGUCAAUGAAAUCACUUUUAAUUAUGUCCGUGCCAGUUAUAUUGUGAUGGCUGCCAAAAAUUUUGAACCUGUUAGAGAGAUGAAUGUGUUAUGUUCCUACAAUAACAUCUCGUUCAUCCGAGCAGAUGAGUCAGGUGGUAAUGAUAAUAUGUAUGAUGGCAAUGGUGCCACCAGUAUUGAGUACCAUACCCAGUAGGAAGUUCACCAAAUGGGACAACACAAAAGUGGAAAUAGGGACAGUAUUGGUGUCCAAAAAGGUAAAAACAAACAUAGAGUGCGGUGCCAUCUGUAGCAUCAAGAACUGCCUCGACUACACCCUCACCACCUCCAGCCUAUGCACCACCUAUUCUUCUAUCACCCACACCAUUGCUGAUGCUAAGACACGACUCUAUACUGCCUACAGGUUGCUGGGUGAGGCAUGCAGAGAUGACUCUCUUUGUGCUGGAAUAUCACAUGCUGCCUGCGUGGAGGGCACCUGUAGCUGUGCGGCUCCAGCCUUUCCUGAUGACAAAGGGACCUGUACAAUCUAUAACCUUGGAGAGUCCUGCAGUAGUGAUGAGCAAUGUCAGGAAGCAGUAAGUGACACAGUUUGUUCUGCAGGCACCUGCCAGUGCAUCUAUGGCCUUACUCCUGACUUCACCAACAAUACUUGCUUGUACACUGCGGCAGCAAAGUGGGAGGCCUGUGCUGUAGACACUCAGUGCACUUUGACAAAAUAUACUGUAUGCUCCAAUGACACAGAAAGCGUCUGUGUCUGUGCCCCUGGAGCCUUUGAAGCAGAAGACUACUGUUGGGCUUGAUGCGGUCCUUCAAUAGGCAGGGGUUGGUGACAUGUGUCUUAGCCUUGCAUUUCAAGGGAUCUUCUGUUACCAGGCUGCAUUACUAGGUCUGUGGUAUGUCCUACCUGUCAAUUUUCUUGUUUGUGUUUCUCUGUGGUCCUGUUGGUCACAUGG